AUGCUUUUGUUUCUUCUUAGACUUACCGUGUCAAGUUUCGAAGAAGGCAAAGCAUAUUAUACAGAGAAAUUCAAAGCAAAGAGUAACUACAUGAAUUUCCUCAAGGAUUUAGAAUUUGAUGGCUUUUUCCACUUCAAAAGAAAUGAUAUUAUUGAGAUGACGGCUGAAUAUAAUGAAGAUAUCAAACCAGUUACAAACAACGUCUUUUCACUCCAUGAUCAGAAUGUUUAUUUCCUAUCAAAUCAAGGAAAACAAAUCGAAUAUAGUUUUUGGCGAAUCCCGAAAGGUAUCUGCAACGGAGAAAAUUAUUGGAUUGAAACGACCGAUACAAUAGAGGUAACAAUUGAAAAAUAUCAACAUUAUAAGCCAAUUUGCUUAUUUUCACCAAUUACUUAUUCAAUAAUUUCAGCUAAUACAUCAAAUAGCAUAGAAGUUAUCUACAGAAACGGCGAAAACGAAACUCUUAACGUUCAAAAAAUUAAUGAUUUUCAACAACCAGAAGUUUAUCCUUUUGUUUUAUACAUCCCACCAUCCAAAAGCACAUCUCUUUACAUUAAAUUUUCUGGUGAUGAUUUUUCUGAAACAAGUACAUGCAAUAUUUACACUGUUGAAAGUUUAUACGAUAAACGCCUUUCAGAUUCAUACAAGCAAAUAAAGCCAUAUACUUAUAAAUGCACGAGAAAGGCUGAAAUUAAAUUAAAUAAAGUUGCUUUAAGUUCACUAAUUACUAUUGGCGCUGCAGCAAUUUACUUCAUUCUUCACUACUCAAAUCUUAUACUCGGAUAUAUCAAUGAUGAAGAAGAACCUCAAACACCUAACCAAAAGCCUAAAGAAAAAGAAAUUCAUUCCGAUGAAAUGGAUGUACAUAUUUUGGAACCUGUUGACAAGGAUUCUCUUUAA
This is a messenger RNA of Trichomonas vaginalis G3, 900 nucleotides long. RefSeq lists its product as uncharacterized. The record is from RefSeq and is a predicted model, not a curated record. The transcript has a single exon. Bases 1 to 900 code for a protein of 299 amino acids. NCBI's taxonomy places the organism in Eukaryota, Parabasalia, Trichomonadida, Trichomonadidae.